Monascus purpureus is the source of this 1975-nucleotide messenger RNA. The record is from the annotation of a GenBank genome assembly. Lineage: Eukaryota; Fungi; Ascomycota; Eurotiomycetes; Eurotiales; Aspergillaceae.
CUCUCAAAGAACUUGUAUUUACCUCCAUACACUCGGCUGCUGUGAUCGCUUUUACCUUUAGUAUCGGCUCUACUCAACCAAAUCUGCGCCUGAUUUUUAUUCUACAGCUUCUUCCAAAGCCUCCUGCAAAAUGGAGAGCUUUGAUAAUAUAUACCUCGAUCUUUCGAGACAACCCGGAAAAUGCAAGAUCGCCGAAAGUGGGUUAGGCUGGCGACCUGCUGGGGGAGGCGAUACCUUUACACUCGAUAGCAGCAAUGUGGGCGCAGCCCAGUGGAGCAGGGCAGCGAAAGGGUAUGAAUUGAAAAUUCUAUCGCGCUCUUCGGGUGUCAUUCAACUGGAUGGCUUCGAUCAAGAGGAUUUCGACCGGCUGAGUAAAGCCUUUAAAAUCUGGUAUGGCAUAAAUGUGGAGAACAAAGAGCAUGCCCUUCGUGGCUGGAACUGGGGCAAGGCAGAGUUCACGAAAGCAGAACUUGCCUUCAAUGUCCAAAACCGGCCGGCGUUCGAGAUCCCUUACUCCGAAGUUUCGAAUACAAAUCUCGCGGGAAAGAAUGAAGUUGCGGUUGAGUUUGCACUCACCGCGGAUGGCUUGAAUGCUAAACAGCCAGCUGGCAGCACCAAAAAUCGUGGCAGGAAGGCUGCUGCUGGCCCUGAUGAGCUGGUUGAAAUGAGGUUCUACAUUCCAGGGACGGUUAUGAAGAAAGAAAAGGGCGCGGAGGAUGAAAACGAAGAAGAAGAGGAAGGAGAGGAACAGAAUGCAGCAAAUCUUUUCUAUGAGACGCUUAUGGAUAAAGCCGAGAUUGGAUAUGUUGCUGGCGACACAUUCGCUACAUUUUUGGAUGUCCUCCAUCUCACACCUAGAGGUCGUUUCGAUAUCGACAUGUACGAAUCUUCCUUCCGGCUACGAGGAAAGACGUACGACUACAAGAUUCAAUACGCUUCGAUUAAGAAGUUCUUCCUGCUCCCUAAGAAUGACGAUACACAUACGCUUAUUGUUCUGGGUCUGGAUCCUCCUCUUCGACAGGGUCAGACGAGAUAUCCUUUCCUUGUCAUGCAGCUGAAGUUGGACGAGGAAAUUAGCCUGGAGCUCAACAUGACCGAAGAGUUAUUGGAGACCCGGUAUAAGGACAAACUAGAGCCCCGUUAUGAAGAGCCUAUCCACCAGGUUAUCACCAAGAUUUUCCGCGGAUUGUCAGGGAAGAAAGUCAUUAUGCCAUCUAAAGAUUUUGUCAGCCACCACGGCCAUAGCGGCGUCAAGUGCUCCAUCAAAGCAAACGAAGGUCUCUUGUACUUCCUGGACAAGAGCUUGAUUUUUGUUCCCAAGCCUGCGACCUACGUUCAAAUCGAGAAUAUUUCCGUCAUCACGAUGUCUCGUGUUGGUGGUGCCGUCUCAGCUAGCAGAACGUUCGAUAUCACGGUGACUCUAAAAGGCGGCAUGGGAGAGCACCAGUUUAGUAAUAUCAACCGUGAGGAGCAACAACCUCUGGAGGAGUUCUUCAAGGCCAAGAAUAUCCGGUUCAAGAACGAGAUGGCAGAUGACGCAUCUGCCCUUAUCGCGGCCGCACUGGAUAACGACGAUAUGGACACCAGCGACGAGGACGGCGGACGAGCUGAUCGCGGUUCCGCAGACGAAGAUGAAGAAUCUGUUGACGAGGACUUUGAAGCGGAAUCAGAAUCGGAAGUUGCGGAAGAAUACGACUCUGCACAUGAGAGCAGUGGAGGAAGUGACGACGAGAUGGAGGACGCUUCGGAAGAGGAAGAAGAAGCUUCUGAGGAAGAGGAGCGGCCCAAGAAGAAAUCGAAGGUUGGGAAGUAGUCUUCUAUAUUCUACGAGGAGAACGCGGCCAUUUGUAUUAAUACGAGUCCUUGCCAAAAUAAAUCAUGAUAUAUGUUUCCAUAAUACUUCUUGGAGAUAUCGUGGAAUUGAAGAAGCCUGAGCAAUGACCAGGAGGAAUAAGCUUUGCCAAUAAAAAUUCCC